Paraphaeosphaeria sporulosa is the source of this 573-nucleotide messenger RNA. RefSeq names its product MSF1-domain-containing protein. Lineage: Eukaryota; Fungi; Ascomycota; Dothideomycetes; Pleosporales; Didymosphaeriaceae. The transcript is spliced from 2 exons. Gene Ontology annotation, cellular component: mitochondrial intermembrane space. Bases 1 to 573 code for a protein of 190 amino acids. Gene Ontology annotation, biological process: phospholipid transport. Gene Ontology annotation, molecular function: phosphatidic acid transfer activity. The record is from RefSeq and is a predicted model, not a curated record.
AUGAAGAUCUUCCAGCAAAGUACCGAGUUCGACUACUCAUGGGAGGAGGUCAGCACAAGCAACUGGCGGAAAUAUGGUCCCUGGAAUGAGAGCUGCAAGCACGUUAUCGCGGUCGACACCUUAUCACGGACUGUCGACCCAGUCACCGGCAUCCUCCGGACAGAGCGCCUCAUCACCUGCAAGCAAUCCGCGCCCAAGUUUGUCACUGCUAUCCUCGGCGGCCAGGAUACAUCCCUCGUCUACGAGACCUCCUACGUCGACGCAUCCCAGCGCAGCGUCACCCUCUGCUCCAUGAACCUGACCUGGUCCGACCUUCUCAACGUCCGCGAAACAUGCACAUACUCGCCCUCGUCGUCGCACCCGGCCGCAAAGACAAAGUUCCAGCAGCGCGCCGAGAUUACCGCGUUAUGCGGCGGAUGGGCCAAGAUCAAGAACAAGCUCGAGGAAGUCACGGUGGAGCGGUUCCAGCAGAAUGCGCAGAGGGGAAAGGAGGGCUUCGAGAUGGUGCUUGAGAUGAGCCGGCGGGCGUUCCAGGAGCAGAAGAGUCCGAUUCUGCGGGAGGCGAAGAUAUAA